GAUUCCUCUCCCAUCACUCCGCCAAAAGCCUUUCCAAAAACCCUUCUCGCCUUCCCCCUCCCCGUUCUCCGCUGCGGCCCGGCCAUGGCGGCCGCCUCUCGAUCCCUCGCCGGCAUGGAGGUUCCCAUCGCCGGAAGCGAAAAGGUCCGAUGGAUCGAUCUCAUCGUCCCUUCCUCCUCCUCCAUGCCGUCUCCUCCUCAGCUCCCUUCGUCCCAGCCCUCCGCCCCUACGGCCUUCCGGAACGCCGCUUCUUGUCACGUUAUCCCUGGAGAUCCUCCGGCCUAUCUCAUCUGGAGGCUUCAUAAGAAUCUUCCAAAUGUCCUUGAGGUGGUUGAGCUUUUUCCACAUAAAGAAUUUCCUGAGACCGGACUGCACCUUGUAUUUCAGGACGCACUCUGUCCCUUUGCCUUUUUAUGCAAAAAUGAGAUUCAGAGCGGAGCAGGAAAUGGUUACUUGCUUUAUGCACUGACAGUUUCAGGAGUUGCUUAUCUUUUCAACUUGAGAAGUCCAUUAUCUUAUAUAUCUGGUUCCACCUUCCCUCAGAAUGAGCUUGUAGAGUUUAAUGUUCAAACUCAUGUACAAAUUGGAAACAUUACAGCGGUAACAGCAGCGCCAGGAUGCAUAGUAAUUGGGCGACAAGAUGGAUCAAUUGGCUGCUACCAACUUGGAAUACUAGAUCCAAGUGCACCAGGUUUCAUGAAUGAGCUUCGUGAUGAUGUUGGGAUUGGUCGCUUAUGGAAUCUUGUGUCAAGGGGAAAGGUUAUUGGGGCUGUGCAAGAUAUGGUGAUAUCUGGAAUUUGUGGAAGAAAAUUGCUAUUUGUUCUUCAUUUGGAUGGAAUCUUGCGUGUAUGGGAUCUUGUUAGUCGCAUGAAGAUUAUCAGUGAUAAUGUUAGCUCAAGUGAACUGGAAGGAUCUAAUCCCUCCAGGUUAUGUGUUGGUGAUGCCAAUCAUGAUACAAACCUAAUUUGUUUGGCAAUUUUACAUGAAGGCAUUUUGGUAUCUGAUAGGAAGAUGGUCGCUUUGCAUCAUUUCGGUUUUAGUGCUGGAGAAAAGGUCUUGUUAUCGCCAGAGCCUGCGAUGCAGAAUAUCCACUUGGAGGAGGGAAAACUCAUUGACUGGAAACUCCAUUCCAGCAAACUCUGGAUACUUAAGGAUGAUGGAUCAAUGCUGUAUGAUCUAUCUUAUUUUGAUUAUAACGUGGAACACACAGGUACUUAUAAUUUGCAAGAAGACUUUGUCGCUGACCAACUAUUUCAAAGUUCCGAACAUGCUUUAGACGACUUAAUAUGGACCAACAGUUCUAUUUUUUCUUCAAUUAAGGAUCGAACUGCCUAUUUUAUCUCGUCAAUAUUUUUGCGGAGGUUACUCCAACCUGGGGUGUAUCAUAGUUCUGCUCUACGUGCAACAAUUUUGGAGCAUAAGAAGUACCUAUCUGACCAUGAAUUUAAGUCUCUUACUGUGGCUGGAUUGAAAAAAGAGAUUUUUACAAUUAUUGAAGGCGAGGGAGCUACUUUGAAUUCUAGUUCAGCCGUUUAUCACUGGAAGAGUUUUUGUUCAUGUUUCUUUGGCCACUGGUGUCAAAACAGUAUGCCAUACGGGUUGCUUCUCGAUUCUUCAAAUGAUGUAAUUGGUUUAAUCAGGAAGAGCUCAAUUUCUCUAUUCCGUUCUUUGGAAGGCGCCGAACACAUUAUUUAUGGUUCUUCUGAUGAAUUUCAAAACCUAAAAUGUUCUGGGAUGAUUUUGCCAGAUAGUGACAUUGAUUCUGAAACCCUUUUUGAAGCACUUAGAUGUAUGAGUCAUAUCAAUCACCAAUUAGGCAGAGCUGCUACUGCUAUAUUUUAUGAAUCUCUUGUCAGUCCUAUUGUUCCAUCUGAUGAUAUCAUUUGCCAGUUAUUGAAGAUACUGGAAACUGGGUACAGUCCAUCAUUGGCAACAUCUCUAAAAUCGCAAAUUGGAGUUGAUGCUACUUGGGAGAAGCAGCAGAUGGCUCACAAAAGUCAAAGAAAGUUUGCAGUUGAGAUGUUGUUGUCUCUUCAUAGUUUGCGUACAAAAGCUACUAACUGGUCUGGAGUUUUAAAUGUCAUAGAAAAAUACUUGAAGUAUCUGACCCCGCAUAAAAGCACCCAAAAUUUUGAUUCCAAAGGAAUUUACAAUAUCAUCUCUUCUGUAUUAGUUCUAACUACCUCCCAAGUUGCAAGAGCGAUGUUUGAGUCAGCUUUUGAUGUACUUCUGCUUCUGGGGUAUCUGGUCAAUGUCUGUGGACAGGUGUAUAUGAUGCAAACUGAUGUUGCUCGCAUAAAACUUAAAUUAAUUCCACUGAUUCAGGAAAUACUUAUGCAAUGGCUUAUUCUCCAUUUUAUGACAAUUACACCAACUACUCCACCAACAGUGGAGGAUUUCAGCUCUCGUCUUUCUUCAUUAAAUAUAGGUAACAAAACUGAUAAAAGAUCUUUGGAUGGAAAGCUUGGUUCAUCUGAUUUUACAUUGGCUUGUUUGCUGGAUUUCCCAUGCUUCUCUGAAGGAGAAGACUUUCUUUAUUCAAAAUCUUUUCCUAAUCCGAGCAAAUUAAUUCACUUAGUACAAAAAUUCAGCAGUUUGGUUGUAUGGGGCAAGACUGGUGAAGAAUUUCCUUUUUCCUCAAAACCUACACUUGAGCUAGCAUCACUUCUACUUUGCCAUGGCCAAUAUGAAGCUGCUGAGAAUCUUUUUCUUAUUAUUGAUGCCCACUUAAGUAGUAGAAAGUCAUCCCAAAAUGCUCAAAGUACUGAUGGUGAAUGGUGUGCGCGCCUUCAUCUUCUGGGAUAUUGCCUUCUUGUGCGGGCAAAAGGCAGGCUUCAUGGAACCCUUAAAGAGCAGAAAAUAAGUGAAUCCAUCCGUUGUUUUUUCAGAGCUGCAUCUGGACAGGGAGCACCACAAUCUUUGCAAAAUCUCUCUUUUGAAACUGGCCUCCAAUAUUCUGGAGAACAUGGAUCUAUAGCAGUCUGGAGACUUCAUUAUUAUCAAUGGGCAAUGCAGAUUUUUGAGCAAUAUGGUGUCAAUGAAGGAGCUUGUCAGUUUGCUCUUGCUGCUCUUGAGCAAGUGGAUGUUGUUCUUAAUUUGAGUGAUGGUAACAAUGAUGACGACCUCCUUCCUGAACCUGCAACUACAAUUCGGGGACGGCUAUGGGCGAAUGUCUUUAAAUUCACCUUAGAUAUGAAGCAAUAUGGAGAUGCCUAUUGUGCCAUAAUCUCGAAUCCAGACGAGGAUAGCAAAUACAUAUGCCUGAGGCGUUUUGUUAUUGUUCUUUGCGAACUUGGCGAAGCUAAGGUUCUUUGUGAUGGCAAGCUGCCAUUUGUGGGAUUCGCAGAAAAAGUAGAGCAGGAGCUUGUUUGGAAGGCUGAACGCUCAGAUAUUUCUGCAAGGCCAAAUCUAUACAAACUGCUUUAUGCUUUUGAAGUGCAUCGAAACAACUGGAGAAAGGCUGCUAGUUACAUGUACCGAUACUCUGUGAGAUUGAAGAAAGAAGCAACCUUGGAUGGAAGACACCUGCUUUCUUCAGCAUUACAAGAGAGGCUACAAGCAUUGGCUGCUGCAAUCAAUGCUCUGCAACUUGUUGAUCACGCUUAUGCUUGGAUUGACUCUCAAUAUGGUGAUAACUUUACUCAUGAUCAAGGUUCCCCAAAUAAAAAGCCUAGAAAUGUCCUGACAGCAAAUUCUGCUUCUGUUGAUGGUGCUCCUCAGUCUUGGGGGCUGCAAUACUGUGUUGAUAUUGAAAUGCUUGAAAAGGAGCAUGUGCUAACAUCAGCGCAAUAUCUGCUUGCUCUUGUGAAUGAUAAGUUCAAGUUUUCUGGAACCCAAGCACUGGGAAAUUUGGUGGAUGUUCUGAUCCAGGAAAAUAUAUAUGACAUGGCUUUUACGAUAAUAGUCAAAUUUUGGAAGGGUUCCGGACUAAAAAGGGAAUUGGAACGGGCCUUUGUUGCUAUCUCACAGAAAUGCUGUCCAAAUAGAGCAGGCUCCUCUGUUAUAGGGAGCAAUGUAAAAGCCAGCAACCUUCUGCUGCCAUCUUCUGAGGAUGACACAUAUGCUGAUGGAAAGCUAAAUUCUAGUCCUGUAAUUCAUCAAUUCAAGGGAAAUGGCCAGUGGGAAACACUUGAAGUCUAUCUUGAGAAAUACAGAAAGUUGCAUUCAAGAUUGCCGGUGACUGUUGCUGAAACACUUCUAUAUACUGAUCCUCAGAUUGAGCUGCCUCUUUGGUUGGUUCAUAUGUUCAAGGGUGGACGGAGGGCAAUGUCCUGGGGGAUGACUGGCCAGGAAGCAGAUGCAGCAACCUUAUUCAGACUCUAUGUGGAUUAUGGUCGACAUGCUGAAGCUACAAACUUGUUGCUCGAGUACCUAGAAUCCUUUGCAUCUUUGAGACCAGCCGAUGUAGUCAAUCGAAAAAAGAUGUCGGCGAUUUGGUUUCCUUACACAACAAUUGAACGGCUGUGGUCCCAGCUUGAGGAGUUGCAGAGUGCAGGUCACAUGGUUGAGCAAUGUGACAAACUAAAAAGAUUGUUGCGUGGAGCUUUGAAGAGCCACCUAAAACAGGUGGAGAUGGACUCGGAGGAUGCGCUAUCCUCUGCAGCUGGAGAAGAAACACAGAAUUCCAGCAGCUAGGUGCGGUGGAAGUAGUCUCGAAUUUAUUGUUGUUUGUGGACUUGUAUUUAAUCUAGUUGCUGUUAAUAUGGGCACCAGUACUUCUUAUGUUAUUUACCUGUUGUUUUGCUGGACUGAUUGGAAGUAUUUUUCCCAACAGAAACCUGAUGACCUGUAAUGGAAUGGGGUCUUGCUUCUGGCUGAUGACUGAUGCUGAUUUUGAACCCAUGUGUCGCUAAUGGAUGAUGUUAUGAUGGCAGUUACAAUGAUCUCGGUCUGUCUUCUCGCUCUAUGAGCACAAUUUAAAAUGGAAUGGUAGUAAAACGUUGGCUUGCCAUUUUGAAAAAAAGUAUAAAUCGAUUUUUGUUUGUCAAUUAAAUUUGAAUAUGUAUUCAUGACA
Molecule: messenger RNA, 5014 nt
Organism: Phoenix dactylifera (date palm)
Lineage: Eukaryota; Viridiplantae; Streptophyta; Magnoliopsida; Arecales; Arecaceae
Gene: SAR1
Product: SUPPRESSOR OF AUXIN RESISTANCE1
Cellular component (GO): nuclear pore
Molecular function (GO): protein binding; structural constituent of nuclear pore
Source: RefSeq, a predicted model, not a curated record